Molecule: messenger RNA, 1227 nt
Organism: Folsomia candida
Lineage: Eukaryota; Metazoa; Arthropoda; Collembola; Entomobryomorpha; Isotomidae
Product: acetylcholine receptor subunit alpha-type acr-16
Exons: 3
Coding region: 1-1227 (408 amino acids)
Biological process (GO): signal transduction; chemical synaptic transmission; regulation of membrane potential
Cellular component (GO): neuron projection; synapse; postsynaptic membrane
Molecular function (GO): acetylcholine-gated monoatomic cation-selective channel activity; transmembrane signaling receptor activity
Source: RefSeq, a predicted model, not a curated record
AUGGAUUUCUGCUUCCUUUUCCUCAUCAUCAUCCUGACCACAUCAUUAUCAUCUUGUUCCCCCACGGAGGGUCAGAUUAUGGACAAAAUUCUCACCAAGUACGACAAACUCACCCGUCCCGUGACCAAACCCGAGGUCACGAUGCCCAUCGACAUCGGGCUGGUUCUCCUCCAAAUAAUCGACGUGGACGAAAAACAUCAAAUUCUAACUAUAAACACAUGGCUGCGUACUUAUUGGACUGACAUCGCCCUCGUUUGGGACCCAUUACAGUACGAAAAUAUUACCGUAGUCCGCCUGCCAGCAAAUCGUGUCUGGAGCCCUGACAUCCUCCUCCACUACACCGCGGAUGAGGACAUUUUUCAGUCAAUCCGAUUUCGGAGUGAGGUGAACGUUUACAUCGAACAUAACGGACGUGUUGUCUUCGUGCCUCCCAUGGUUAUCAAAUCUGCCUGCAAAAUAGAUGUGACGUGGUUUCCCUUCGACAUACAGAGUUGUCAAGUCCAAUUUGGAAGUUGGACGUAUUCAGUGGAGGAAAUUGAUCUCAGGAUUAUCAACAAUACCUCGGAAGCAGCGGACACGUCGGAAUAUACGGAGAAUGGGAAGUGGAAAUUGGUUGAAUUUACGGUUAAAAGGCGAAGGAUUUUGUACUACUGGUACAACCUGAUCGUUCCGGCGGGACUGAUAGGAUUUCUCGCCAUACUUGGGUUCACACUUCCGCCCGAUUCCACCGAAAAAUUGUCGCUCGGUGUCACCGUCUUGUUUUCCUUGAUUGUCUUCAUCAACGUCAUCUCUGAAUCCAUGCCGUCCACAUCGGACGGAAUCCCGUUGUUAGGAACGUACUUUAAUUGUGUCAUGUUCGCCAUUGCAUCCUCCGUUGUGAGCACGAUUAUUGUCAAUCUACGCAUCAGGGGAGAAUAUGGGCCUAAAAGUAUUGGGGACAAAACUAAAAUCUUGCUAUUCCACUGGUUGCCAUGGUUACUAAGGAUGAAUGUACCGAAAAAUGUUCAUGUCAGGAUUGGAAAGCUGGGGAAAGAUAGUGGAUUACGUACCGCCGCUAGAAACAGGGUAGAUCUUGAUGAAAAUAAAAUUCCCCAACCGGAAAUAAUUGGCUUAAAUGAACAAUGGAUGUUUGCGGCGGUCGUGGUAGAAAGAUUUUGUUUCGUCAUAUCCAUUUUGUUCGCAUUAGUUUCUACAGUUAUCUUAAUUAUCUCAUCUUGCAGUGAUUAG